Molecule: messenger RNA, 7806 nt
Organism: Symbiodinium sp. CCMP2592
Lineage: Eukaryota; Dinophyceae; Suessiales; Symbiodiniaceae
Source: the annotation of a GenBank genome assembly
AUGGGCAAGAAGCCGCAAUGGUCUGCAGCCGAAUGGGAAGCUUGGCAUGCCUCAUCUUCCUCGCAGCAUGGUGGAUGGAACCGCGCCAAGGGACGUGGCAAGGAUGCUGGCAAUGCCGGACAGCAGCCACGAUGGCCGAAGGGCGAAGGCAAGGGCCCCAGGAGCAAUGGCACCGCGUUCCCAAGCUUCGAGGCGAUGGAUGCUGGUGGUACCGGAGCGAGAUCUUCUACCAGAACAAGGGACCGCAUGGAGGCGGACGAGGAUGCGAACAACAACCCCCAAGUCGCCCGGGGUGUCCAGCGAGUCUUGAAUGGCCUUCGGAAAGCCGAGGGAAAAGCGAGGCGCCUGGAAGAAGAACGGACAGAGCUAGAACGAAAGUGGAAUGUCUACCGACAGGAGCUCCAGCAAACGUUCAUCCAGGAGAAGCGCCGAUUCCAAGAUCGACUCAGCAAGCUCAGCCAAGACCUACAGGAGGCGGAGCAAGCCCAAGAGGAUGCCCUGCUCGAACUCCAAGGUGCUCUCCUCGAGCCGCAGGCGGCGACUCGCAACAAGCCGCAAGAGGACAACACGGAGGCCAUCGAAGAGCUGGAGGCACUGCUGAAGUCGCCGGAGCGACCCACGACUGGGAUUGCGGACAUGUUGAUGGGUGCUAUGCAAGGCGGAGACCGCGAAGCUCGACGGCGACAAAUCCUCCAGGCGAUCGAGGCGGACCAAGGGACUCAGGGCCGCGACCCCAUCUGGCAGCAAGCAGGUGGAACCAACUACGAGGACCACGGCGGCAACAGAGCGGACAGGAAGGAAGCCGAGGAGAUCUCGGACGACCCGACCGACUCCCCCCGCAUGGACGAUGGCACGAACAAUCAGUUUCUGAUGCUGGCUUUUUCGGCUUGUCCAGCAUGGGACCUCUUCUUUAUGAAGCAGUACAUCCAGCUGUUGUUCUUGGCGUACAAGACAACAAGGGGCGCCCCCCCUGACAAUGGUUACGGCUGCCGAGUCUAUGACCUCCUGGACUGUAUUGGCCUCCUCUUGGCUACAUUACAGGACGGAUUCCUUCGCUGGGCCAGUGUGGCGAAUGCAGCGGCCCAAGGAUGGUGCAAUGGCUUCCUCCUCUUCCAAACCGGGGCCCUGCUGUCUCUUCUGGCUGUUCCGGUGUGUAGACCUGCCGUUGGCAGGCGACCAGCACAUAAGCUGUUCAUGGCCGGACAUGCCAAGACAUUGAUUGUCUUCAUGCUGCUGCAACCUGCUGGUGCAAUGCAGAACGGCUGGACCAACCGGCCACACGACCGGACGACUCACUCCGUCCUCAGCCCUGUCCCAAAGCCGACUGACCUAGAAUUAUGGGCAGCGGGACAACUCACCAUGCGGGAGCAGCUCAUUCGCGCCAAUACGGCUCGAAUCCUGGGAGCCCCUCUUGGACAUUCGGAAGGUGAGAUCGCCCCUCCGACACUGGAGGCCCGCAUCGCGACGGCCGACGAUGACCCGGCGCCGCUCAACGAGGACGACAGACGGGCGGUGCAUGUGACGGUCUGGAUCGCGACUCCUCACUUCAGUAGUACGGUUGUGGACCUCGGUAUCGCCUUCCCCCUGACGGAGCAGAGACUUUGCGAUGCAGUGAUUGGAACCUGCACCGAGCUGCCCGACUACAUCGAGACGGUGAUCCCGACUGUCCCACAACUCGCCUCUCACUUCGGAAGUUGCUUGGCGGUGCCUUCUUGGGUGCCAGCUGUGGGCAAAACGGUUUUGCUGAUGGAUAGCAGAGGCAUCGGUGGGGAGCUGUUCGCCUUCUAUCACGAAGGCCCCCUUACAGUCCACAGCCUUGGCAAGCAACUGCCGGAGGACAGCUCCGACUACGACCUCUACCUCUUCGGCAGCCACAACCCCCUACAGCCACAUGCCACGCAGCCUGCUAUACAGGGUGGCAUUGUCAAGGCUGUUUUUGCUGGGGACCACUGUACAUGGGAAGAUGCCCUCCAGACUCGGCUUCUUGAUCCUACAAGGUGGAACCCGAGGCUAAAUCCACCGGGCAACAGCCAGAUCGAGCACGCGGUCUACCAGAGCCCCGAGGAUCAGCUUGUCUAUGAGGAGAUCCUGGGCUCGGACGACUUGCGAGAGGAUCUGGCUGAACGCAUCAUGCUCUUCAGCCCAGGUCAAUGCUGCACAGCGGAGCCGACCCGACCAGCUGAAGACCUCUACCAUGCGGGCCGAAGGAUCACCAAGCAAAUCGCGGUCAUACCGGGACCUCGCAGUACACCCGAAGAUGACCCGGAUACCACGGUGAUAUUUGCUGAUCUACGCGGACUGGGAUUCUUCCCGCAGUGGAUCCUCCUCCCCGGGCCCUUUUUCGACUCUUCUGAGUACUUGGAAGGCAUCCAGGCUCCCGUCGUCGAGGGCUGGACUAUCAUGGUCGAGGGUGGCGAGCUCACAUCCCAGCCGGAGAUCCUCCGUGUCAACAACGGUGAACUACUUGUCUUCUUCCUGAAAGAGACCGCGGAACUCUCCUCGUCACCAGCAUCCCACCAUGACAGCGACCUCGACACAGAUGGUGACCAGGAUGGAGAUCGAGAUGGACAUGACCCUCCCCCUGAAGAUCCUGAUUCAGCGGACCUGAUGGGUUCCUCUCCACCCUCGCCCGACAUGCGAGGCCGAAGUCCACAAGGACCACCGCCACCAAGCCCGGUCAACCGCAGCCGAUCGCCACGCCCAACUGGACACCCACGGCGCCACGGAGAUGAACAAAACUCGGGGCUUUCUUCCGCGACCCCUGCUGCCUCUACAACCCUGAGCCUUGCGACUGUGAUUCCCCCGCCGGUGUUUGACAUCGCUCUGGAGUCGCUUGCAAUGCCCCACACCCUGCAGGACAUCACGGAGAUGAUGCGACCCAAUCCGGUCUCCGCGGCCUUGUCCACUGGAGCCAAGUCUCGUGAUUCUCCUCGAAAUGUCCUCAUGAGCCUCUUCGGCGUCCUGGGAGAACCUCUCCUCGGAGCCUCAUUCUGCCCCUGGGGGCCCACUGAUGCUCCGGCUCUUCAGGCAGAACAAGCUGCGAUCGUUAUGGCCCUCCUUUGGCUGGGACAGAGCCUGCACUUUCUGCAGGCUAGCGACUACAUCCUCCAUUUUGACUGCCAGGCGGCAGGCUGGUCAGCGGAUGGGACGUUCGCGUGCUGCAACCCGCUUGCGGUCCGCACCAGGCAUCUCGAGUCCUACCUGCAGGAGAUCACGAACCAUAGACUGAAGUUUGCCUAUGUUCGGGCACACGAUGCACAUGCUUGGAACGACUUGGCAGACACAGUUGCCAAAGCUGCCUCCCAGCAGGCUGGAAACUUACCGGGGCCACCACAUCGUGUCAUCGAGCACUUCCUGUGCCUCGAUCUUAGCUGGGCGGCAGCGUGUCUAUACGGCGGCAGACACGGAUCGCUACCAAUGUUUGCGGGACAGCACCUUCGGUGGGAUCCUGGACAACAGAGAGGCGCCAGCCCCCUAAGCCCGGAGGAACUGAUCCCAGUGCAAGUUCCCAGCACGGGCCCCCCUGGCAAAGCCCGGCGAAUGCAGAUCAAGGCUACCACCAUCAACAUCCAGGGCAUCAAGGGCAAGUACAAAUAUAUCUCCGACCAAUUGGCACAGGCCCGCUACCAAACGGUCUUCUUCCAGGAGCUCAAGGACGCUGAGGGCCUAUGCCGCACUGGAGAUUACCUUCGGCUUCACACAGAUUCACAAUCGCACUGGGGCGUUGGAAUCUGGCUAAAUCGCCGCAUUGGGUUCGCAACCAUUGCGGGCCAGCCGGUCAGGGCCGAAACAGAGGAUAUCCAUGUCCUCCACAGCGAGCCGCGACUACUUCUAAUAGCAGUGCGAAAGUUCCAGAAGCGCUUUCUCCUCUUCUCCGGGCAUUGUCCACACACCGGACGACCACAAGAGAGAGAUGCAUUCCUGCACCUCUUCCGAAGCCUACUCAAGCAGGCCGGAGAAGCCUAUAUGGUCCUGGGAGGACUGGACCUGAAUGGACGCCCACCGCCCAAUUACUCGUUUGUGACUGGCAGCCUGCAACACGGGGAACCAGAUGAGGCAGGUGAACAACUUGCCCAGAGCUGUCUGGACAUUGGACUCUGGAUCCCGGCAACCUUCGGGGAAAUCCAUAUUGGGACUACCACGACAUAUGUCCAUCCCAGCGGAGGAGAGCAUCGCCUCGACUUUGUGCUGGCUGGAGGCCAUCACCACAGUACCGAGGCCCGCAGCUGGACAGACCUGGACGUUGACACAGGCAAUCGUCAGGAGGACCACCGGGCCGCCUCCCUCCAGCUACAUGGACACUUUGAUGGAGCCCGGGACACUCCCAGACUCCUCCGCCCCCGAUACGACAGACAAAAGAUGCUCUCUGCAGAGGGCAAAGCCAUCCUGGCUCAGGCAUACAGAGACUACGUCCCGCCCUCAUGGGAGACCCACAUUGAUGCCCAUUGUCAACACUUCCAGGGCUUCAUCGCUGACGUCUGGGCAUGGAGAGAGCUCAAAUUGAGCCUGAAGAAGCGGACUGCCUACCGAAAGGACCUCUGGAAGACCCUCCUACAGGCGGCCUUCUCACGAUGGGCUGGGGACACUACUGUGGACCUGGCCCCGGCGGCACGCAUUGAUGGACUUCUCUACGAGGUCACGGCGACUGCCAUUGGCAUCGCCACGGCGCGGAUCAAGCGGGAGAUCUACCAGGCCAAGGACAAGUUCCUCAAGGGGCUCAUCGCGGACGGGGCCUACGGGACCACGGAUUUCCUGAGGAAGAUGAAACAACAUGGCAUUGGAGGUCGCAAAGCUCGGUCUGCCUUCAAACCGUUGCCAUGCUUACUCCAGCCCGACGGACAACCAGUUGUUGAUCGCUCUGCCCAAGAUGUCUUGUGGCUUACGCACUUUGGUCAACAGGAGCUUGGCGAGGUCAUUUCUACUGUCGACUUCCUACAGCAGAAGGUCCACAAAUGCGCUGGCAUCGAAGAGGUUGAGUGGACACUUGCCGGACUACCGACUGUUGAGCAAGUCGAAUCUGUGCUGCGAGCUGUACCCCGUGGCAAAGCCCCGGGCAUUGACGGUCUCCCUGGUGAGGCCUUUGCUGCUGCACCUCAGGCCCUUGGUCUGGCAAUGCACAGCCUCGUCACCAAAUGCAUGCUGGGCAUGCAACAACCUAUCCAAUGGCGAGGAGGCAUCUUGUACGCUGCCUACAAGGGCAAAGGACCCACCUCAGAUGUCGACAGCCAUCGCUCGUUGUAUGUCAGCAGCAUCCCGGGAAAGGCGUUUCAUCGGCUACUACGGGACCAAAACCAAGAAUGCCUUCAACGGACGCUCCACGGCCUACAUCUUGGCAGCCGAAAACACUCCCCGAUCCAGUUCGCUUCCCUCUACCUUCUGAGCAUCUUCAGAAAGGGAGCACGUCGAAAGAUCUCCACUGGAGCACUCUUUCUGGAUACGCGUUCUGCGUAUUAUAGAGUGGCAAGGGAAAUCGCCACUGGCCCAAUAUGUGAUGACUACACGAUUGCCCGCAUCUUCAAGCACUUCGAGCUUGAUGGAGAGGACAUCCAUGACCUCUACUCCAUCAUCCGAGCAGGAGGGCUUCUCCUGGAGGCUGGCACCCCCUCAAUGCUGACUGCGGCAGUUCGAGAUAUCCACCACAAGACAUGGGCCAUCAGUGCCUGUUCGACUGGGCAACAUGUUGCCUCCUCCACGGCUGGGAGCCGGCCUGGCGAAUCCUUCGCGGACGCCAUAUUCGCCUUUGUGUAUGGAAGAGUACUGGGCCAAAUCGCUGAAAUCCUUGAUGGCGAGGGAGUCUUGUCCUAUGGCUCGUACGACUCCUCGACCGGCAUUCUUGGUUCCGGCACCGCGGGCGAUCAGCACCUCCUCCGAGAUGCGACGUGGGCAGACGACAGCUCGUUCCCAUUACAAGACGAGUGCCCCCACAGAUUGGUACGUAAGGCGUGCAGAGCAAGCUCGGUUGUCUUAUCGAGGUGCAGAUCCUUCGGCAUGUGCCCCAAUCUGGCCCCGGGAAAAACAGCUUUGGUCCUUGCCCUCAGAGGACGUGGUUCCCAGAAGGCCCGGCGUGAGCACUUCUCCCAGGAUGGUAAAACCCUCCUCCUGGAUGACCUGCAACUUCGCAUCCCGAUUGUGCCACAAUAUGUUCACCUCGGAGGCGUCCUCGACAUGCAUGCAACCGGGAAAGCUGAGCAACGUCGCCGACUAGCCCUGGCACAGAGCUCCUAUGACAGUGGCAAACGACUGCUGUACCAGAACAAGACAAUCCCUCUCCGCACCAGGGCUCAGAUCUUCGAGGUGUCGGUGCUCGCGAGUCUGUUCAACUUGGCCCAGUUCCUGCCGGAUGACGACGUCUGGAACCGACUGACCGAUGGCUACUCUCGCAUCGUUCGCAAGCUCCUUGCGACGCAUGUGGCCGGCGACCAGCUCUUCCACAUCCCUCUGCCGAUCGUGCACCUGUCCACCGGCUGUUGGCAAUUGUGUCUCCAUGCACGACGGGCUCGCUUGAGUCUAUUGAGCUCCUUAGUCUGCCACGGCCCUGAAGCACUGUGGGCUGUCAUCCAGGCCGAAGAGAGUUGGGCGACCGUUGUUCGAGAUGACCUACGACGCCUUGCAGCCGUUCAACCAGGAUGGCCAGGCGAUCGGCCGGAAGAUUGGCCGGCUUGGUGGCAUUCCAUUCGGGAGAACCCUGGCCGUUUCAAGCUCCGGGUAAAACAUAUGCUCCGGAAAGAGCACGAGGCGCUGAUGGCCACUGAGGCAGUACAAGUCGGGCUUUGGACCAUGUAUCGCAAGGCCAGUGCCCGCCUCCCGUUACCGCCGAAGCCCCAGAGCCAAUGGGUGUGUCGGGCUUGUGACCGUGGCUUCGCUACCAAAGCCCGACUGAGCGUCCACUACUUCAAGACCCAUGGCAGAGUUUCCCGGCAUCGACUCUGCACCGUAGGCACGGACUGUCGUGCCUGCGGCGGACGAUACUGGACACAUGCUCGCCUACAUGCUCACCUGGCGACCUCACCGGGAUGUGUCGAAACACUGAUCGCCAAAGGCCUGACUACUGCUGAACCCCUUCCGGGACGGGUCAGCAAGCGAUGGCGGCAGCUCCAACUCGAACAGUUCACCUGGCAGCCGGUCCAGCACGGCGACCCGGAGUCAGCGGUCGACAAUGAUGCCCCCCGCGAUGCGGCUGUGGCCGCCUGGACGGCCGAGAUGAACUCGGUCUACAGGGCGCUUUGUGACUACUUUGUCAACGGCGACGCUGGUCAACCCUGCGAUCAGGUACGACAGGUACUACGCGAAGCGAUGGCACAACAACCGCUGUACCGAACGGAGGAGCAUGCUAUCCUAGAAAGGGUCGCUGACGAUGCACGCCUGCUACAGCAAGACGUUGACUUCAAGGGACAGUACGACAGUCUCUGCGAGGUGCUCAUCGACCCGGAGGCCGUGUUGUCCCACCCGGUCAACUCCCCUGACCCCCACGACAAGGUCUCCAACACCUUCCGGGAGUUUGACAGGGCGAUCACGACCAUAGACUGGAGUGAGCUGAUCACGGCAAGCCAGAAGCACGGGACCCAUGAACAGGUGCUAAUUCAUCUCAACACGGGCUGGGAAGCUGAAGAGCUCGUGAGGAGUGGCACCUGGGAAACUUCAGCCGUGCUCCGACAGCCGUACCUUAUUGUCCCAGAAAAGAUAAGAGAGGCCUGGGACCGCGUUCUCGAAGCUAGAUACGCGAGUCUCUGUGCCCCGGAUGUCUUCUGGGCCAGCCCUUUUGCAGUGCCAUUUCGAUCACUGCCGGCCGAUAUGCAACCAAAUUAA